AUGUUGCAAAUGCGCAUCGUCUGUAGGCUGACCGUGGCCGCAGAUUAAAAACUCACCGUCGAAACAGUCGAAACAGAAAAAACACACUCCCUCUUCUACCCCACCUCCUCCUUCUCGCCCUCCUCCUCCUCCUCCUCCUCCUCCUCCUCCUCCUCCUCCUCAUCAUCAUCAUCAUCAUCAUCCUACUCCUUCUUCUCCCCGCCGCCGCUGACCCACUCGCCAGACUAGUGGGUUGCGUCCGCUCACUCUGGCAGCCUAGAAUGUUCGUUCCCUUUUAGACAACCCGAAGAUCAACCGACCGGAAUGGAGGACGAUGCUAAUGACUCGGUAACCGGCGCUCUACAAAGUGAAAAUCGCUGCAGUCUGCGAGACCCGGUCCAAAUGAAGGAGGUUGGUGGCAGCCCGAAGGCAGGACGAUGGGACGCGGGCGUCAGCUUUGCCAUCCGGAAUGACGUCGUCGGAUGACUGCAUUGUCUGCCGCAGGGCAUCAAUGAGCGCCUGAUGAGUCUUCGCCUACAUCUCCAGAGAGGCUAAUUCGCCACAAUCGACAGCGUCUACGCUCACCCAUCGUUGGCCAGCUCUGACGGGGCGAGGAUCGAAUCCUACGAGGGUAUCACGCUUUCCUGGCAACCGAGCCGGACGUGGAUAAUUUGAAUGGCCUUGGUGAGUUCAACGUCCUCGUCGACACAGACCAUGCAGCGUGAAGAGGAUUGCUGGAUACCCAUGGUCUCGACAAUUGCAAUGGCAAUGGCCUACUCCCCCUAGAACCUGCGGCGAGCACCGUCUCAUCCUGACCAACACCUUCUCUCGUCUCCCGAUGCGAGGCAAGGCCACUUGGAUGCACCCACGUUCGCGUCAAUGGCACUUGCUGGACUAUGUCCUCGUCCAGAGGCGAGACCAACGAGACGUCCUGGUGACAAGGGCGAUCCCGGGUGUUAAAGCGUGGACCGACCAUCGCUUCGUCAUCUCCAGAAUGAGGAUUCGCCUACAGCCUCGCAGGAGACCAUAAGGUAAGCAACCCCAGGUAGGCCGAAUAUCGUUUCGUUAUCUUUGCGUGAACACCAUUUUCAUUUCAGUAAUGAGCUAUUUCAACAACAAACCGACCUUCCAGCCGCCGCCGGCGCCACCGACAAGGACGUCUCCAUGGAGAACCGGUGGUGUCUACAGAGGGACACGGUCCAGCUACGACCUAGCUGUCCUCGGGUAUGCACGUCGGCAACAUCAGGGCUGGUUCGACGACAAGCUCUGCCUCAAAUGGAGACCAACGUCGACCUCGACCACCCGCCCUCUUCUCUCUACGAAACCAUCAGGACCGUGCAGCAGCUCUCGGAUCGGACGCGAUCCGAGCUGAGAUCGACAAGCACGGUGACUUCCAACUCAUGGAUCAUCUGA
Spirometra erinaceieuropaei is the source of this 1392-nucleotide messenger RNA. The record is from the annotation of a GenBank genome assembly. NCBI's taxonomy places the organism in Eukaryota, Metazoa, Platyhelminthes, Cestoda, Diphyllobothriidea, Diphyllobothriidae.